Molecule: messenger RNA, 2012 nt
Organism: Sphaerodactylus townsendi
Lineage: Eukaryota; Metazoa; Chordata; Lepidosauria; Squamata; Sphaerodactylidae
Gene: TMEM98
Product: transmembrane protein 98
Exons: 7
Coding region: 1-855 (284 amino acids)
Cellular component (GO): endoplasmic reticulum
Source: RefSeq, a predicted model, not a curated record
AUGGAUGGCAAGGAGUACAGCUGCCCAGCUGUGGCACAGAGGGAGCAGCCGGGCCCCAGACGGCUGGCCAGAGCAGUUGCGAAGCUGCGAAGCCUCUCCAUCCGUGCCCAUCUUAACAGCUGUCAGCUAGCAGAGAUGUGGUACGGUCCCCCCGGGAGCCAUUACCAACCUGUCCCUGGGCUCCUGGGUCUUCCCAAGGGGUCUGAAGGAAGAGGCAGCAGUAAUACUGCUCUUGAACAAACCACCUUUAGGUCUGACAGAUCCUUCAAAAUACCAAUGUCCAAUGUCCCGUCUUUGUUUCCUGGACCCAUCGUUGACCUGAUGAGCACAAUGGAGACCCAGUCAGAACCCUCAGAACUGGAGCUGGACAACGUGGUGAUAACAAACCCACAUAUUGAAGCAAUCCUGGAGAACGAAGACUGGAUUGAAGAUGCUUCGGGCCUGGUUUCCCACUGCAUUGCUAUUCUCAAGAUCUGCCACACCCUCACAGAAAAGCUGGUUGCCAUGACGAUGGGUUCGGGGGCCCAAAUGAAGUUGCCAGCCAGCCUAAGUGACAUCAUUGUGGUCGCCAAGCGGAUCAGCCCCAGGGUCGAUGAUGUUGUCAGAUCCAUGUACCCCCCGCUGGACCCAAAGCUUUUGGACGCCAGGACAACCGCGCUGCUCCUCUCCGUCAGCCACCUGGUCUUGAUCACCCGCAAUGCCUGCCACUCGCCCAGCGGCAUGGACUGGAUCGACCAGUCGCUGUCUGCGGCGGAGGAGCACAUGGCCGUGCUGCGCGAGGCGGCCCUGGCCUCUGAACCGGAGCGCGUUGCCCCUGGCGCUGAGGGGUUUCUCCAGGAGCAAUCUACGAUUUGACAGGCACAGCCGGAGGCUCUCAGACGUGCUUCUUCUUUGCCCCCUCUCGUCAGCCCUGUCAGGAGUAAGGAAGACAACCAGCCUCCUUCCUAGAAUAGCUUUACUUUCUGGGGCACCUCUCAGAGCUCCGGAACAGAAUUUCUGCUUGGUUGCCCCUUCAUUCUGGCUCCCCUGGGUGUGGAACAGCAGAAUCAAAGAGUUUGGGAUUUGGGGGGUCGCUUCUCUGACAAUAGAGGAGGGACUGAGUUGAGCUUUCAACUCUGGAAAUAAGGCCAGAGAGGCAAAGGGAUGAAUGCUGAAAAUCUUUGGCCUGGCCCCAAACAGCUUACCCUGUUUCCCCGAAUAUAAGACAUCCCCAGAAAAUAAGACGUAGUAGAGGUUUUGCUGAAGUGCGAAAUAUAAGGCAUCCCCCGAAAGUAAGACGUAGCAAAGUUUUUGUUUGGAAGCAUGCCCGACGAACAGAACACAGAAAAAUAAGACAUCUCCUGAAAAUAAGACAUAGCGCAUCUUUGGGAGCAAAAAUUAAUAUAAGACACUGUCUUAUUUUUGAGAAACACGGUAGAUGGUCCAAGGGAGCCCAGGCCAGUGGGCUUUCAUAUUUCCCCCCUCCCUGGAUUGCGAUGCUCUUGAAAGGCUCUGCUGUUCUGGAUCCUGGUCUGUAUUCUAGUGAUUUGUGGUUUGAGUUUAGACUGGCCAGUUGCCCAGACUGGAAACCGUAGAGAGCUCAAAACCAGUGCACGGUACCUGUUUUCAGUUGGAACUUUUCCAGCAUUUUCAGCUAGGCAGCUAUAGUGGUUAAGAGCACAGGAUAAUGCCUGUUGGGUGACCUUGGGCCAGUCACAGUCGUCUCAGAACUCUUUCACCCCCACCUAACUCACAAGGUGUCUGUUGCGGGGAGAGAAAGGGAAAGGAGUUUGUAGGCCACCUUGGGUCUCCUUACAGGAGAGAAAGAUGGGGUAUAAAAACCAACUUUUCCUCCACUUCUAAGUGGGGCAAAUUGACUUUGUAACCAUUUUUAGAGAUUUUUUCUGUACAUGCAAGAAAACUCGGCCAGGAUUCCCCCCCCCCCCCACUCCCCCACUGCCAUGUCAACAGUAAGUCGCUGUUCAUAUGUUACGGUGAACACAUGUAUAUCUGGUUCUGGAGGGUUUUCCGGG